Messenger RNA from Guillardia theta CCMP2712, 498 nucleotides. RefSeq lists its product as hypothetical. The transcript is spliced from 7 exons. The coding region runs from base 1 to 498 and encodes 165 amino acids. NCBI's taxonomy places the organism in Eukaryota, Cryptophyceae, Pyrenomonadales, Geminigeraceae. The record is from RefSeq and is a predicted model, not a curated record.
AUGCGAGCAAAUGACAUAAUUCAAGAUGCUCAGAUCCAGACAGGCGAUGUGAAGCUGCUGAAAGAGGCAGAUGUUGUGCUGUCAAAGAGUCCUUUCGUUCCUGUAAAGGAGAUGAAGAGGCUGUUCAACCUGUACAGUGACAACAUUUACAUCACCGAUCCUUCCCGUAAGAACAUGUACCUCGAUGGAUCAGCUAUGCUGGGCCUCGGGCCCAGCACUUUUGGGUUCGGAACCCUUUCAGUCGGUCAAGGAGGAGCCGUGCCUGAGAGCAAAGAGACCCUCAGUUACUUGUACAGGAAUGAGGCGCUGGACAACCUGGAUGCCCUCCAGGCAGAGCUAAAGUUCAUCCUGAAGCAGGGGGAAGCAGGGAAGACAGAGGACAUGCAAGAUCUGAGGACAUACAUGAAGAAAUUGCUGGACAGUUUUGACAAGUAUCUCAAGACACUACCCGAGGCUGAUGUGGGGCAGGCGAGCAGAUAUGCGGACAUGAAGAAGUAG